AUGGUUGCACACACAGGAUCUUCAAAAUGUAUGCAGCCACUUGAUUUUGUCAGUGAGCUAGUUUACUCUUUGAUCGACCGCCUAGACUUGGCUGUCGAUGGCAGGAUAACUGCUGUCGAGUUACAGUCAAGGCGCAGACUUGCAGAGGGUACCCGGUCGACCCCUGCAGAGCAGCUGAGCACUGACUCGCCCAUGUACAACCGGAUUGUAAACAUAGCCUCACCACCGGUCCCGCCAGCCGUUCGUAUGACUGCAAAAUGCACGGAGCCACUUGAUUUUGCUAGUGAGCUAGUUCACUCUUUGAUCGACCGCCUGGACUAG
Messenger RNA from Macrosiphum euphorbiae (potato aphid), 321 nucleotides. Lineage: Eukaryota; Metazoa; Arthropoda; Insecta; Hemiptera; Aphididae. The record is from the annotation of a GenBank genome assembly.